CACCAUAACCAAGCGACAAAACUAGCUACUCAAACGAAACAAACCACAAAAAUGGCCGAGACUAUAUCAACUAAUGAAACCGUGGUCGGGUUGCCAACGUUCGUCGCGUUCCGAUCAAAGUCCAAAGCAACCUUCAUGCAUUAUCUCGACCGCAAUGAAGAAUCCGAGCACUACUUUGAGUGCAUGAGUUGCAAGAAGGAAGCCCUGGACGAUCAGAGUCCACUCGUGAAGCUGAGGCUCGAGCCUGCAGCCCACAACGACAAAUCACUGGUCCACAUCCGUUGCUGUUCCAACGGCAAGUACUUACAGGGUGAAUCAAGAUACCGCACCCUCUGCAUCGCUGCAACCGCCGACCAACCGACGGAGGACCCGGCGCAAGACACGUGUACGCUGUUCCAGCUCGAGGUCUUGCCGCCCAAGGAUGGUCAGAUGGUGGUGGUUCGGCUGUUGCACGUUCACAGCAAGAAAUAUCUUAUCCCGCUCUCAAACGGUGUCGUGUCUGCGUACUCGACCAAAUACGAUGGUCAGCGUGGGCUUGAUCAUUUCCAAGUUUAUCCUUUGGAGACUUCGUCCGAGGUGAAAGAGGAAGAGAAGGAGGAGGAGGAGGAGGCAAAAAAGGCGGCCGGAGGGGAAGAGGAGGCGGUUAAGGAGGAGGCUGGAGAGGAGACUACUGAAAAGAGAGACGAUGAUGAUAACGAGGUGAUGAUUGAGAGGUUGAGGAGGGAAGUGGAGGCGAAGGAUAGAGAGAUAAAAGAUAGAGAUGAAGCGAUCCAGAGGAAAGACAAGGAGAUCGGAGACAUGAAGAUGGAAGUGGAGAAGAUGAAAGCUGUGGAGAUGAUGAAUGAAGUGGAGGAGAAAGUCGUGGAGAUGGAGAAGGUGGUGAAGGAGGUGGAGAUUUCGAAACUGAAGAGCGAAGUGGAGGAGAUGGGUAAGGUGGUGAAGGAAAAGGACGAAGAGAUUGCGAUGAAAGAUAGGGAAUUGGAAGCUAAAAGCGAUGAGAUCGAUGAGUUGGAAGCUGUGUUGGAGGAAUUGAGAGGAAAGGUGGAGAAGCUGAAGCAUGCACUGGCCAUUCUUGUUCGUUCUGCUUAGAGUUUGAAGAUGAUCAUUUGUAUGUUACGCUAGCUACAAGCAUGCUUAUGUGGUUUAUAUUUGCUUGCUGUUUAAUUUGUUAUAUAUUGUUACCCUUGUCUAUGAUUGUAUAUAAAUGGAAACAAUAAAGAUGGGAGCGCAAGUGUGCUCUCACAUGUAUGAAUUGAAAUAAUUUCAAGGAAAGUUGUUAAUGUUUUACCCUUCAAUUAGUUUCUGUUUCGGCUCUCAAAUGUCUCAUUUCCUAUUUUAUGUUUCACGUGUCGCUAGAAAUUUUAGGGAUAAGGUGGAACAUGAAAUAUAUGUUUAUAAGUCGA
Messenger RNA from Linum trigynum, 1403 nucleotides. NCBI's taxonomy places the organism in Eukaryota, Viridiplantae, Streptophyta, Magnoliopsida, Malpighiales, Linaceae. The record is from the annotation of a GenBank genome assembly.